This is a messenger RNA of Chenopodium quinoa (quinoa), 1024 nucleotides long. RefSeq names its product heavy metal-associated isoprenylated plant protein 24-like. The record is from RefSeq and is a predicted model, not a curated record. Lineage: Eukaryota; Viridiplantae; Streptophyta; Magnoliopsida; Caryophyllales; Amaranthaceae. Gene Ontology annotation, molecular function: metal ion binding. Bases 240 to 683 code for a protein of 147 amino acids. The transcript is spliced from 2 exons.
AAUGCCACUACCAAAUCUACCACUUCUAACUACAACUUCUUGUCUUUUCACUCUUUCUUUUCUCUCUUUUUCCUCAAUAAUUCUUCCCACUAAUUUUAUUGUUAAGCCAUAUAAUUGUGAUCAAAAGUUGAUUACUUUGUAAGAACUAUUUAUAGUAAGGCAUAUAUAUAAGUGUUUACUAUAGAUAGUGCAGGAAAGAGUUUGUAGAGUGAUUAAUAGAAGAUUAGUUAACCAAAAAAAUGGGUGUUCAAGGAACUUUGGACUAUUUGUCAGACUUGAUAAGCAGUGCAAAGAAGGGAAAGAAAAGGAAGCAAUUAAACACGGUUAAUCUCAAGGUUACAAGAAUUGAUUGUGAAGGUUGUGCUAUGAAAAUGAAGAAAGCUCUUUCUGGUCUCAAAGGAGUAAAAUCAGUGGAUGUGGAUAUGAAACAACAAAAGGUGACAGUGACAGGAUUUGUGGAAGCAAAAAAAGUGUUGAAAGCAGCGAAGUCAACAAAGAAGAAGAUUGAGUUAUGGCCUUAUGUGCCUUACAAUAUGGUUCCACACCCUUAUAUUGCUGGUGCUUAUGACAAAAAAGCCCCUGCUAAUUUUGUUAGGAAAGUUGAAGAUUCUAUGACUCCUUUGGAAGAACAAUAUACUACCAUGUUUAGUGAUGAAAAUCCUGAUGCUUGUACUAUUAUGUGAUUGAUUUUUAAUUCUAUGUUAGUUUAAUUAUAUAUGUAUAUAUGCAAUAUGGUAUGUAGUUUUUGAUGGUUUUGUUUAAUUUCUUGUUUGAUCUGUAAAAAUUGUUGGAUUAGUCAAUUAGUGUAGAUACUUGCUAGCAAAAGAGUAGAUGUGUCGGCUUUUCAGUGUAUGUUAAGGCAUCGAGUUCUUGAUUAUGGUGUUUUAAGUGCUCCCCUCGAAUAGAAUAUAUCCUUGAAUGUAAUUCUUAGUUAAUUACUUGUAAAAAAAAAAAAAAAUAUGUUGUUCUAUGGGCUUUAUUGAUAGUGUUAUAAUUUUCCUCUCGAGCAGAAUAUAUCCUUCAA